UAAGAUUAGGUGAUAUCUGAGCGUCAUUCAGUGAAAAAGAUUUCAAACGAUUUGAGUUUCUUUGAAAUCAAAUAAAUUUUGGAGUAGUUUGAUUCUGUUGUUAAAUAUCUACUAUGAAGUCGUAUUCAAACGAUAACAAAAUAAAAUUUUGGAUAAUUCAGUUGAUAGCAUGGAUUUUAGUCAUCGGGGGUCUAAUGAUAGUUAACGACAAAACCGUUCCUACCUCAGAUAAAACGCAAUUGUCGGAUGAAGAAAUGCAAUCGAGGGAUAAAGAAAUACAAUUGCCCGAUAAACAAAAGCAAUCGAGGAAUAAUGUAAUAGUACAAUUGUCGGGAUCGAGGGAUAAUGUAAUACAAUUGUCGGUAUCGAGGGAUAAUGUAAUACAAUUGUCGGGAUCGAGAGUACAAUUGUCGGAAAUGUCGGAUAAACAAAAGCAAUCGUUUGAUAAAGCAAUGCAAUCGAUGGAUAGAGCAAUGCAAUCGAUGGAUAAACAAAUGCAAUCGAUGGAUAAACAAAUGCAGUCGUUGGGUAAAGGAAUUAAUAGAAUUAGAAUCGUCGUUGGAUAAAGAAAUGCAAUCGUCGUCGAUGAGAAAAGGUCAAAGUAUUAAAAAAAAAUAUUCCAUAUCCAAAGAAGUUGGAGCUUGAUAACUCUCCGAAAAAUAACCAAAUUUUAGAAAAAGUUUCAAAAAAACAGGGCAUUAAAACCAGAUAAAUAUCUAUCGGUUACAGUUUUGGAUUUGGUUUCAGUUUUGCAUGAGAAGUUUCCGAUCUCAAUUUCUGUUUUGGUUUCUGUUUGGAAAAUAUCGUCCUUGGUUUUAGUCAACGUUUUUUUUUUAUUCAUUUUUUUUUUACAAUUGAUUUUACUGAAGUUAUCAGUUUUCGGUUUUGGUUUCGAUGUUUUUCUUUUCUCUCCAUUUUUUAGAGUGAAGAGGGGGGGGGGAGGAGUA
Planococcus citri (citrus mealybug) is the source of this 947-nucleotide messenger RNA. RefSeq lists its product as uncharacterized. The record is from RefSeq and is a predicted model, not a curated record. The transcript has 2 exons. Lineage: Eukaryota; Metazoa; Arthropoda; Insecta; Hemiptera; Pseudococcidae. Bases 114 to 566 code for a protein of 150 amino acids.